AGGCAGGGCGCCGAGAGGAAUUGGCUGUGGGUCCAGCUUUGGACCACAUUUCCCAGAGGGCCGGGUGGCCGGUCGCUCUUCUCGCAGGAACUCGAACGUUUCGUCACGUCUGGCGGGACCGUUAGAUCCAUGAGUUCUACCCUUAUCCAGGUGCAGAAGAGAAGGAAAGAAUGCAAAAUGAACUUCUUCAAGCAAUGUCCAAGGGAUCAAUGAUGUUCAGGGAUGUUUCUAUAAACUUCUCUCAGGAGGAAUGGGAAUGCCUGGACUCUGGUCAGAUGAAUUUAUACAAAGAAGUGAUGUUGGAGAAUUUCAGCAACCUGGUUUCAGUGGGACUUUCCAAUUCUAAGCCAGCUGUGAUUUCCUUAUUGGAACAAGGAAAAGAGCCCUGGAUGGUUGAAAAAGAGCUGACGAGAAGCCUUUGUUCAGAUCUGGAAUCCAUGUGUGAGACCAAGAUAUUAUCUCUAAAGAAGAGACAUUUUAGUCAAGUAAUAUUUACCCAUGAAGACAUGCCCACUUUUAUUCAGCCCACAUUCCUCACUCCACAUCAAAAAACUGUUAAUGAAGAGAAACCCUGUGAAUGUAAGAUAUGUGGAAAGGCCUUUAAUCAGAACUCACAAUUUAUUCAACAUCAGAGAACUCAUUCUGCUGAAAAAAACUACAAAUGUAAAGAGUGUGGGAAGUCCUUUAGUCGUGGCUCGCUUGUUACUCGACAUCAGAGGAUUCAUACUGGUGAAAAACCCUAUGAAUGUAAGGAAUGUGGCAAGGCUUUUAGUUGUAGUUCAUAUUUUUCUCAACAUCAGAGGAUUCACACUGGUGAGAAACCCUAUGAAUGUAAGGAAUGUGGAAAAGCCUUUAAUUAUUGCUCAAACCUCAACGAUCAUCAGAGAAUUCACACUGGUGAGAAACCCUAUGAAUGUAAAGUAUGUGGAAAAGCCUUUACUAAGAGUUCACAGCUCUUUCCACAUCUGAGAAUUCAUACUGGUGAGAAACCUUAUGAAUGUAAAGAAUGUGGGAAAGCCUUUACUCAACACUCAAGGCUUAUUCAACAUCAGAGAAUACAUACUGGUGAGAAACCUUAUGAAUGUAAGGAAUGUGGGAAGGCCUUUAGUAGUGCCUCAACACUUACUAACCAUCACAGAAUUCAUGCAGGCAAGAAACUCUAUGAAUGUAAGGAAUGUGGAAAGGCCUUUAUUCAGAGCUCAGAACUUAUUCAACAUCAGAGAAUCCAUACAGAUGAAAAACCUUAUGAAUGUAAUGAAUGUGGGAAGGCCUUUAAUAAAGGUUCAAACCUUACUAGACAUCAAAGAAUUCACACUGGUGAGAAACCCUUUGACUGUAAGGAAUGCGGAAAGGCCUUUGGUAGUCGUUCUGACCUUUUUCGCCAUGAAGGAAUUCAUACUGGGUGAAAGAUAAGCUCUGUUCAUAAUCUUUAUAAUAAGAUCUUAAAAAUAGGUAAUGGAAAAAAAGCAGUGUAGUAGUUUUUUGAGCUACUAUAACAAUAUCAAGUACCUCAAAAUUGGGUGACUUAAAACAACAUAAAUGUAUUCUCUCACAGUUUUGGAGCUUUGAAAUCCAAAAUUAAAGUUGUUGGUAAGGUUGGUUCCUUCUGAGGACUUUGAAGAAGAAUCUGUUCCAUGUCCCUCUCCUGCCUUCUGAUAACAACAAUCUUUGAUAUUCCUUGUCGUGUAAUGCAUCACUCCAGUCUCUGCCUCCAUCUUCACAUUGCAUUCUCCCUAUGUAUAUCGGUCUCUGUCUUGUUUAAGAGGAGACUCAUACAGGACAUGAGUCCUAUUGGAUUAGGGCACACCCCGAUGACCUUAUCUUAACUGAUAACAUCUGCAAAGACCUUAUUUCCAUGUAGGAUCACAUUCACAAGUGCCAGGGGUUAGGGCUUCAACAUAGUUUAACCCAUAACACUGUUAACAUUGUUUUUCUAACAUAUUUGUAAUUUUCUUUUAUACAUAACUUGUUAAUAUUCUAAAAUGUAAAUUCAAGGUUUAAAUUAUACCUGCCUUCCCUCCAAAAAAGAUUCUGUCCCAAACUACUUCUUAAAUAAUUCUUUCCUCCCCAUUGUUUUAUUCUGCUUCUUGGUUAUACAUUUGUGUUUAUAUUGGCUUCAUUUUAGAGCCAUCUUUUCUAUUGCUCUGACCUAUAGAUCUGGUACUACCAAUACUACACUGUAAGUCCUGUUAAUAGGCUAUCUUUUAAUUCCUGGCAAAAUUAUAACUUUGUUAUUGAAGGCAGCUCUGUUCUUUUUCCCUUUGGUAACACUCAUAUUUUCAUGUUGUAAAAAACACACAAAGGAAAUAAAUAGAUUAUCUGUAAGCCUUCCAAACAGAAAUUACUACUUUCAUAUUAUUACAACAUAUCCUUCCAGGCUUUCUUAGUGUAAUCUGAUGUGCAUGCCGUACCAUAACCUGCUUCUAUCAUGCUACUGUUUCAGUAAGUAUAAAUAUUUAUUUAUCAUUAUUUUUAAUGGUAUCAUAAUCUUUUCUAUGGUAGAUUAUCAUUUUGCUAAAUACUACUGACAUACUUAAUGGUGCUCACUGAAAUUUUACAGUUAUAAAAAUUGCCUUUUAAAUACAAAUUUAGUGCUAUCUUAUUUUGUUUUGUUUUCUUUAAAAACAUUACGUUUCAGUAUCAAAAUAACUGAUCAGUAUUUCUCCUUGUAAACCAUAUCCCUCAUUGUAACCACUGAUACCAAUUUGUCUUUUAAUCUUCCAGACCUUUUUUUAAAAACUAUAUUUGUUUAUAAAUAUGUGCACACACAACCAAAUACCUAAAUAUUUCAAUACUUGUAGAAAAGUUAGUGCUGCUUUGUAAUUUUAUAUGUGUGUGAAUAUACAUACACAUAUACACACACACUAAUGUGUGUGUUGGAUUGCUGCAAGGAUUAAAUGAGUUAAGAAAUGUAAAAUGGGUGGGAUUGUUACUAACAUAUAGUAACUAUCUAGCAAAUGCUAUUUUAAUACUAGUAUCAAUAUCUUCACCAUUAUUAUUAUCAUUUGUAGAAAGGAUGUUAACCAUGUAAUACACCUUAAUUGACAUCAAAGAAUUCAUAAUGAGAAAGACCAGUGGGUGUAAUGUUUGGUGAAAAGCUUCGCACCAACAUUUAUUCUUUAUUCAGCAUGAAGUUUAAAAAGGAAAAGGGGUGCCUGGGUGGCUCAGUCAGUUGGGCGUCUGACUCUUCAUUUCAUCUCAGGUCAUGAUCCCAGGGUUUUGGGGUCAGGCCCCACAUCAAGUCUGAGCUGAGUAUGGAGCCUGCUUAGGAUUCUUUCUCUCUCUCUCUGCCCCCCUCCCCUGCUUGUGCUCGCUCUCUCUCUCUCUCUCUCUCUCAAACAACAACAACAACAACAAAAAAUAGUGGGGGUGCCUGGGUGGCUCAGUCAGUUAAGCAUCUGACUCUUGGUUUAAGCUCAGAUCAUGAUCUCACAGUUCAUGGGAUCUAUUCUGCGUCUGUGCACUUUCAGCACAGGGCCUGCUUGGGAUUCUCUUCCUCUCUGCCCCUCCCCUGCAGACUCUCUCUCAAAACAAACAAACAAACAACUAUUAAAAAAGGAAAAAAAAAUGUAUAAAAGUCAAGAAAGAAAAAGAAUGAUUAAGACUACAUUCACACCUGUAUUUCAUGCUGCACAAUAAUUUUAUGCCCAUCAAAAACUAUUUACAUAUUGAGAAUAACAAUUCAUUUAUCAAAAAAGCAGAGAAAACAUGAAAUAUUUACUCAAUCACUUUCCCUCCAAAGUAGAACAUAUGUAGGUCACAUUCUUUUUCAAAACGGGAAAAACUAAAAUAUGAUAGCCAACCAUAUCUGAAUAUUGAUAAUACCCUUCCAAGUAACAUGAAUCAGAAGUAAAUCAAUCCCUGAAUAUAUUUAAAUGAAUGAGAAUGAACACAUUACAUAGAAAAACCUGAAAGCAGCUCAAUCUAUAUUCAAAUAAUAUAUAGCCCAUAGGCAUGCUGAUUUUUUUUUCAAGUUUUUAUUUAAAUUCCAGUUAACAUACAGUGUAAUAUUAGUUUCAGGUGUAAAAUUUAGUAAUUCAUUACUCAUAACACCCAGUACUCAUCACAAGUGCCCCCCUUAGUACCUAUCACCCAUUUAUUUAAUCCAUCUCUCUGCCCACCUUCCCUCCAGUACCCUUAGUUUGGCCUCUAUAGUUAAGAGUCUGUUUUCUGGUUUUAGGCAUGCUGAUGUUUAAAUAGCAAGAGAUUAUUAAUAAAUGAACUAAAUGUACAAGACUAAAAGCAAGAAUAACAGCAAGCUACAUUCAAAUAUAGAAAAGAUAUUAGUAAAAAUAAAAAUAAUUCAAGGAAAAUAAAAUUAUUUCUUUGACAAAAAAUACAUAUAGACAAAAACAUUGGUAAUUCUGAUGGGGAAAAGAAGGACAGAUGAAUACAUUAAAUAUGGACAUGAUUAGGAGAUUAUCACAUUUACUAAUGUCUGGAAAUCUGGACAAAGUAUGUGGUAUUUGUAGGAAAAUGUAAUUUGUCAGAAUUAAGAAGAGAUGUAAACCCUUAAUAGACUAAAAUGAUAAAUGCAAGGGGAAAAAUGUUUUAAUGUAGGCAAAUAGCUCCACUUAAAGAGAUCACCAGGCCAGAUAAUUUUAUUGGCAAAAUCUAUCAAAUAUUCAAGGAAUUUCUAAAUCAAAUGAAGUAAGAAGCUUGCCAUUUGUUGCUGUGAAUCUUCCAUAUUCCUGAUGUCAAAAUAAUUAGAUCACAAAAAUAUAAUUUAGUGUCAUAUAGUACUAAGAGUGUACAAAUUUAUUCUAGCAGUCUAUUAAUACAAAUAUUCACCACAGUCUGAACACAUUACCUGAACUCAAACCUUAGAUAAAACCUUAACUAUCACACUGUAAAUCGGGAUAGCAAAUUAAUCUAGACCACUGACUGUUUUUGUAUGGCCUGUAAGCUAAGAAUGGGUUUUACAUUUUAAAGUGGUCAAAAUUAAAAAAAAAAUACAUAACAUGAAAUUAUAUGAAAUUGAAUUUCAGUGCUCAUAAAUAAAGUCAUUAAAACAGAACUAUGUACAUUCACAUAUUGUCUGGCUGCUUUCACACUACAAAACAAUUGAGUACCUCUGAUAAGACCAAGUGGUUUGCAAAGCCUAUAAUAUUUACUAUCUGGCCCAUUACAGAAAAAGUUUGUCAACUCUUGCUCUAGUCAUUUCCUAAAAAAAAGCAUUGAUUUGGUUAGCAUAGUAUUCUAUGUUAUCCAAACCCAGAAAACAAGUAGGUUUUGGGUAGGGAGGGAUUCUUGAAAUGCAACAAAAGAUAAUUCUGUGGAAAUUCUGGAUUUUGUAUAUCUAAACUCCGUAACAGGAGUGCCUGGGUGUGACUCAGUCAGUUAAGCGUCUGACUUCAGCUCAGGUCAUGAUCUCACAGUUUGUGAGUUCAAGCCCCACAUAGGUCUCACUGCUGUCAGUGCAGAACCCACCUUGGAUCCUCUGUCCCCCUCUCUUUGUCUCUCUCCCCUCAUGCUUGUGCUCUUUCUCUCUCUCUC
Neofelis nebulosa (Clouded leopard) is the source of this 5496-nucleotide messenger RNA. It is a transcript of the gene ZNF829, whose product is annotated as zinc finger protein 829. The record is from RefSeq and is a predicted model, not a curated record. Bases 171 to 1406 code for a protein of 411 amino acids. The transcript has 5 exons. NCBI's taxonomy places the organism in Eukaryota, Metazoa, Chordata, Mammalia, Carnivora, Felidae. Gene Ontology annotation, biological process: regulation of DNA-templated transcription.